AUGUUAUCCACCAUUCUUUUCUGCUUUUUGAUUGAAUCAGCUUUUGGCUGGGAGAUCAAGGUUGAUCCAGAUUUUGGUGAUAAGUCAAUCUACAAUCGAAAGGCUGGAGACUCUCUGGCAGUUUUGUGCUCAGUAGAAGGCAUUCCAGAAGAUGGUGGAGCUCCAGGAAUAUUCUGGACUAAAAGCCCUGGAUCAAUCUCACGGACAGGCAAUGUGCAGAUCAAGAAGAUAGACAAAUUUGCAUUGAGUUUGGUUAUUCCGAACAGUUCAGUAGAAGAUAGUGGUAUCUACACAUGCACAGUCACUUACCAUGGAGAGCGUAAAGACGCCAGAGCUGAGUUGAACUUUUUUGGUGAGUUCUGAUGAAUUUUACAUAGGUAACCUUUUAUAAGGCUUUUUAUUAACUUUAAAAAGUCAUUUUUUAUUUUUAAAAUUUUUACUGAAUGUCGUAAUAAUACGUUUUAAUAAUUUUUAAUGUUUAAAAAACGUGAAAUUAUAGCUGAAAUCAAAUUGGUCGAUGCUCAGACAGACUUUUUCGACCCACAAGAAGGAUCUAAAGUUGUUCUGUCAUGUGAGGUAAUCUCAAAUGAUAAAGGGCUGCUUACAAUGUGGGAAAAAGAUAUCACGGCUCUAACACAAUGUAAGUAUUACAUACAUAAGAAAUCAAUUUACAAUAGGUGUAGGUUUUUGUUAUAAGUGACAGUAAAAGAUAACGUUUGUUGCCUAUAACAAGCGUUUCUUUUGUCUGGUAUUUUAAGGAGCUAGGUACCUUGCCUAUUACAAGCUUGUCUAUGAGUUUUAAAGUGUUUAUUACAGACUCCGAAAGAGGCUACAAGUUCUCACGCAACGAUCAGAUCUUGGAGAUCAAGUCCUACAUGGAAAGUGAUGCAGGUAAUUACAACUGUAAGGUUCUAGAUCGCCGAACGGGCUCUAUGGUACUGAGGAAGUUCAGAGUUGGCAACAUAUUUGAAGAACAACAACAGUUCUGCUCCAAUAUGUGCCGCGCCUUCUGCUCGUCGUUCUACACGCCUACACACUAA
Bursaphelenchus okinawaensis is the source of this 1040-nucleotide messenger RNA. NCBI's taxonomy places the organism in Eukaryota, Metazoa, Nematoda, Chromadorea, Rhabditida, Aphelenchoididae. The record is from the annotation of a GenBank genome assembly.